Molecule: messenger RNA, 1045 nt
Organism: Epinephelus moara (kelp grouper)
Lineage: Eukaryota; Metazoa; Chordata; Actinopteri; Perciformes; Serranidae
Product: serine/threonine-protein kinase WNK3-like
Exons: 2
Coding region: 411-947 (178 amino acids)
Biological process (GO): positive regulation of potassium ion import across plasma membrane; intracellular signal transduction; positive regulation of sodium ion transmembrane transporter activity
Cellular component (GO): cytosol; cytoplasm
Molecular function (GO): potassium channel inhibitor activity; protein serine/threonine kinase activity; chloride channel inhibitor activity
Source: RefSeq, a predicted model, not a curated record
CGUAAGACAAGUGAACAAGAAGCUCAGUGUGACGUAUAUCCAGUGUUUUUAUCAGGGCAGGUGAAAGGUGUCCGGUGGGCGGGGCUUGUUGCAGCUCGUGCCUUCUGCUCUGAGCUGAUAGAGCUCGUGCUCUCAGAGUGACGCUGCAGCGCGAGCUCAGUGAGCAGAGAUGAGCUCGCGGACAACAUGAAGAAGAGGAGGAAGAGUGAGGAAGAGGAGGAUUAUUGUUCUUCUUUGUUGGUGUGAAGAUGUUCUGCUGCUGCUGCUGCUGCUGCUGCUGGAGCUUUACCGUUUCAUCGAACCAUCUUCCACUGAGGCUCCUCCCACUCCUCUGACAUCACAGCGAGGAACUGGACACAGCGUCACAGAGGAGACGACCCACUGAGGAGGAGGAGGAGAGUGUGAGCAGGAUGCUGCCGUGGAGCGCUGACCAACAAUUCAACAAAAGACCUGAAGAAGAAGAAGAGGAGGAAGAGGAGGAAGAGGAGGAGGAACAGUCUAUUCCUCCUCCUCUUCCUGUUGAUAUAAUGAUGACAGACCCCACCGACCAACCGCAGGCUGUGACUAACCCUCAGGCCAAUCGGGACAUCAGCUGGGACUCAGGGGAGGACAUGGCGGUUGUGUUACCAUGGCAACAGCAGGAGGAGGAGCGUGAUGAAGAGGAGACGCAGGCGGUGGCCUCGUCACCCGACGGACGAUUCCUCAAGUUCAACAUUGAGAUCGGACGAGGCUCCUUCAAGACGGUUUAUAAGGGACUGGACACCGAGACCACGGUAGAGGUGGCCUGGUGCGAGCUGCAGGUAACACACCUGUGCACACCUGCACACAACUAUACACAACUGCACACACCUGCACACACCUGUACACACCUGUGCACACCUGCACACAACUAUACACAACUGCACACACCUGUACACACCUGUGCACACCUGUGUAUGAACAUAUAAACGUAUAAACAUACUGUAUCAACAUAUAAACAUACUGUAUAAACAUAUAAACAUAUAAACGUACUGUAUAACCAUAUAAACAUAUAAACAUACUGUAU